Coregonus sp. 'balchen' is the source of this 33078-nucleotide messenger RNA. The record is from the annotation of a GenBank genome assembly. Lineage: Eukaryota; Metazoa; Chordata; Actinopteri; Salmoniformes; Salmonidae.
AUGUCACAUGAGACUGUACCUAUUUAUGCUAUUUAAUACACACCUGUGUAUACCACAGAGCAGUGAUACAGUGGCCUCAGCACACAGGUGGAGUUUGUGGUGUCCCAUAUUGAUGAUGUCACUGAGGAUCUGAGAGGCCUCGAUGGUUCGGCCGUCUGCAAACAGCAGCUGGCAGAGUACACAAAGCAACUUACCUGAUAGGGGCGAUACAUGAAAUACAUAUCAUUUCAGCCCACUAAAAGCAUUUACUUACUUUGUGAAUUAAAAUAUUACUUUUUGAAUUAAAAUAUAUAUCAUCGGGUUGCUUAUUUAAAAACCUGAGACCCAUAGUGCCCCAACUCUCUGGACAAAUACCCUUUCUAACAGUGAUUCCCUCAUAUCUCUCAAGGCAGGUAGUGGUCAGAGUCUGGGCGCUCUCCAGAGCUGAUCUACAGUGUGUCUCUGCCUCUCUGUGCUGGUCCAUCUCCACAUAGAGCUCAGCCAAAGUCUGCCGCACUGUAAGCAGUAACAUCACACUCUCCCUGUCUCUGUCCUUCUCACCAGCCUGAAAUGACAGGAAAUUGGGAAGCAGUGCGAUCAUUUCAGCAGGCUGAAUGAAAGCCUUUCAUAAUGGAGUGAAAGUCUAUACAUUAAGAACAUAAAAUGGUAUUACUAGAGCAAUUACAGUGUUCAUGUAAAGCAUAGUGGCUAGUAUUUAAAGGGAAAAUCCACUCAAAAACAAUAUUUUGGUAUUUUUUAAAUUAGUCCACUGUUGAUACAGUCUCAAAUGUUUUGCAUGUCAGCAGUUACGUUUUCAAUAUAUUUUGCAUUAUCAUGAUGAUGUAGCCGGUAUCAACAGUGGACUAAUGAAAAUAAAAUACAAAAAUAUCCAUUUUGAGUGGUUUCCCUUUACGAGUGAGUGGUGGGUCUACUUCACCUGUGUGAGUGUGUUCUCAGCCUGCAGUAGGAGCUGUUCUGCUUCCCCCUUCCUGUUCAGACAGAGCAGCAACUCAGAGACCAACAACUGCUUCCCUUUCACACCUGGAUCCCACUGACAACCAUUUCCUACAGGUGGGGAACAAACAACAAAAACAGUCAUCAUCACUGGUCACAUAGGAUCAGUGAUGAUGACUGGUAACAGAUCACUUAGACAUCAUCAAUAAUAAAUUUGUUAUCAGUGAUGAAUAAUUACCGUUGCCGUCACUUUGGGACUCAGUCAUGAAGGCCCUGUUGCUGUGUACCUCUCUCUGCUCUGGAUUGAAUGGAGACAAUAGCUACAUUAUUUAUGGAUGGUAUAUCUACAAUUUUAUGACGUUAGAACUGAUCACCACUGAAUUCGUGUUGAAAUGUGUAGCCAUGACGAUUUUACCUGUAUGUGUAGCAGGAGGGAAUGCCCAUCGCCCUGAUUGGUUAAGAGUAGGAGGGUGGCAUCCCUUACCAAGCAGGCUCCGGUAUGAGGUGUAGGGGUCAUAACCUCUGAGGAUCAGGAGAGUCCAGUACCUGACAACAUCUAUUCUCAGCUGAGAAGACUGGCUCCAACUUGUAGACAGGUGCUCUACAGUCCUAGGGAUAGAGAGUAUGUAGAUACCUUUAUGUAAAUAAAUGAUGGAUAAACAUGUGAAUCUGUAAUCCAAUAAAAAGGCUCACACAGUUUUUAAGUGUUAAGUUAAAUAUAUGAUGACAGUUAAUCUGCAGCUAAACUAUUUUACCCAACAGUAACUGUGUGUACCCCUAGUGUCCUUAUGGGUGAGGUGUAUAUCCAUGCUCUUACUGUGGUCCUCUGUAGCUCAGCUGGUAGAGCACGGCGCUUGUAACGCCAGGGUAGUGGGUUCGAUCCCCGGGACCACCCAUACGUAAAAAUGUAUGCGCACAUGACUGUAAGUCGCUUUGGAUAAAAGCGUCUGCUAAAUGGCAUAUUAUUAUUUACUGUGGAUCUAUGAAGAAGGUGUGUAGCUCCCUCCAGGCCUCACUCUGCUCCAGGUGCCAGGGGAGCUCCUCCAGGAUCUGAGGCCAGCUACAGAUCUCCCUGCCCUGCCUCUGGAAGAACUGGGCCAGGCUGAGAUGGUAGCCCCGUCUGGUCUUCCUCAAGCCCCCUGGACCUUUACCGGGCCGGACCCCUACAGAGCAAAAAGCAUAAGACUUAGGAGAAGUGUAAAUGAUUGGUCAUAGUUGGACUCCUUAGUGCCAAAGAGUUCCACUUACAUGCAGAUACUCCACGUUCAUUGUUAGACAAAGAUGAUCAACCAAGUAAAAAGCACCACCAUGUUGGAAGGACCAACAAAUGAAGGCCAUUGUAGAAUGUCCAUUCUAUGCUUUCUAUUUCUAUGCUUGUAACUUCUGCUCCCGUCUGCCACUCACUCAGCAGGAGGAGGUCCAUGGCUUGGCCCAGUGAUUGGUGGGUGAGGCUCAGUGUUCCAUUGGGUCUCUCCUGUACCCAGGGCCCAGCAGCAGUGCGGAACCGGGCCCACUCCAGAGGUAGAACCCGUAUAGACCCAGGGUAACCAAGAACCUCCAGCAGAACCAGGACCUGCUCCUCAGUCAGCCCAGCAUGGGAGAGGUGAACCAGGCAUAGAGUGUCCCAUACCCAGCCUCUGAGAUCUGGAGAGAAGGAGGGAGUAAGGUUAGAUACAACAACUCAUCAUAGAGAGUGCCUAACUAAUAAUGUUAAUUCUUGACCUUUAUUGAGAAGACAUUACAGUGGCGAUUCUUGCUGUACGGCAAUUUUUCUAUCACAACUGAAUCAUUAGAGAGGGUAAAGAUGAUCCCACCUAUCUUGGACACCUGAGAGGUAGGUCCUCCUGUCCCUUUGGCUGGACUGGCCGUACACUCAUUGACCCCACCAUAGUCAUUGAUCCAGCGCUGAAUCACCCUGGCCCACAGCUCUGCCAUAGAAUCCACCUCUACAUACUCCUCUAUCAACUCCUCCUCCUCCUCCUUUCCCCUCAGGACACAGCACGUCUGCAGUUCGCUAGCCACCACCGCCAGGAACAGCGGCAGGCGACCCAUUCCCAGCUUGGUAGUGGUCCCCAAGAUGAAUUGCAGCAGGGUCCUGUGUGGCUCCAGGCAGGGCAGGGUAAGGUGUUGGAGUAGGACGCUGCGGCGGACCCAGGGGUCUGACAGGCCGGGCAAGGGGAGGGUGUGAACGUCUUUGCGGAGGGUCAGCCUCUGGUAGGUGAGGUCUGUGGAGGUCGCUGUGAUGAGGAGCUUACACUGGGGAGGCAAAAGGUCAGGGAGCCAGCGUAGGUCCUUCACCUGACAAUGAAUUAAUAAACGUUAUUAAUUCAUGUUCACUAUAUAAAAUAAUAUGCUUUGGUUUUCAUCUGGAUUUCUUUGAAUGCUAUCAAUGUAAAAUACACUGUACAAGAACCACCACUGGUAGUGGUCUGGGCAAAGUAAGGCAUUACCUCCUGCAUUGAGAGCCCGAGGGACCCGGUCAGUCUGUCCAGUCCAUCCAGAACCAGAACACAGGGUCCUAGAGCAGCCGCAGCAGAGAAGGCCUGAACCACAACAUGGAAUGACCUGGGCUUUACAUGAUGCUGCAACCCUUCACUCCACUCAGCCUGGGGACCUAGUACAGAGACACAAUAACAACCCUUCACUCCACUCAGCCUGGGGGCCUAGUAUAGAGACACAAUAACAACCCUUCACUCCACUCAGCCUGGGGGCCUAGUAUAGAGACACAAUAACAACCCUUCCCUCCACUCAGCCUGGGGUCCUAGUAUAGAGACACAAUAACAACCCUUCACUCCACUCAGCCUGGGGGCCUAGUAUAGAGACACAAUAACAACCCUUCCCUCCACUCAGCCUGGGGUCCUAGUAUAGAGACACAAUAACAACCCUUCACUCCACUCAGCCUGGGGUCCUAGUAUAGAGACACAAUAACAACCCUUCACUCCACUCAGCCUGGGGUCCUAGUAUAGAGACACAAUAACAACCCUUCACUCCACUCAGCCUGGGGACCUAGUACAGAGACACAAUAACAACCCUUCACUCCACUCAGCCUGGGGGCCUAGUAUAGAGACACAAUAACAACCCUUCACUCCACUCAGCCUGGGGUCCUAGUAUAGAGACACAAUAACAACCCUUCACUCCACUCAGCCUGGGGUCCUAGUAUAGAGACACAAUAACAACCCUUCACUCCACUCAGCCUGGGGUCCUAGUAUAGAGACACAAUAACAACCCUUCACUCCACUCAGCCUGGGGGCCUAGUAUAGAGACACAAUAACAACCCUUCCCUCCACUCAGCCUGGGGUCCUAGUAUAGAGACACAAUAACAACCCUUCACUCCACUCAGCCUGGGGGCCUAGUAUAGAGACACAAUAACAACCCUUCACUCCACUCAGCCUGGGGUCCUAGUAUAGAGACACAAUAACAAUGUGGAGCCUUAACAACGACAAAGGAAAAUACCACUCAAAGACGUAAUUGUUUCAUUAGCCCACUGUUGAUACAGUCCCAAAAUGUUUUGCAUGUCAGCAAUCAAGUUUUCAAGAUAUAGAACUUUCAAAAUAUAGAAAGUGUCAUAGUAUGAUGCGUGGACUAAUGAAACAAAUACCAAAAUAUAGUUUUUUUGUGGAAUUUUCAUUUAAAGUUUUCCUUCUGUGCUGCACUAAAAAUAAAUACUAAAAGCACUAUUAGCCUCUUUGUCUAUGGCUGUCUGUUUAUGCCAUGGCCAUGUGUGUCACUGAACAACAAUGCAUCUACAUGUAUGACAUGGUUGGUACAGUGGCUUGCGAAAGUAUUCACCCCCCUUUGCAUUUUUCCUAUUUUGUUGCCUUACAACCUGGAAUUAAAAUCAAUUUUUGGGGGGGUUGUAUCAUUUGAUUUACACAACAUCCCUACCACUUUGAAGAUGCAAAAUAUUUUUUAUUGUGAAACAAACAAGAAAUAAGACAAAAAAACAGAAAACUUGAGCGUGCAUAACUAUUCACCCCCACAAAGUCAAUACUUUGUAGAGCCACCUUUUGCAGCAAUUACAGCUGCAAGUCUCUUGGAGUAUGUCUCUAUAAGCUUGGCACAUCUAGCCACUGGGAUGUUUUGCCCAUUCUUCAAGGCAAAACUGCUCCAGCUCCUUCAAGUUGGAUGGGUUCCGCUGGUGUACAGCAAUCUUUAAGUCAUACCACAGAUUCUCAAUUGGAUUGAGGUCUGGGCUUUGACUAGGCCAUUCCAAGACAUUUAAAUGUUUCCCCUUAAACCACUCGAGUGUUGCUUUAGCAGUAUGCUUAGGGUCAUUGUCCUGCUGGAAGGUGAACCUCCGUCCCAGUCUCAAAUCUCUGGAAGACUGAAACAGGUUUCCCUCAAGAAUUUCCCUGUAUUUUGCGCCAUCCAUCAUCCCUUCAAUUCUGACCAGUUUCCCAGUCACUGCCGAUGAAAAACAUCCCCACAGCAUGAUGCUGCCACCAUCAUGCUUCACUGUGGGGAUGGUGUUCUCGGGGUGAUGAGAGGUGUUGGGUUUGCGCCAGACAUCGCGUUUUCCUUGAUGGCCAAAAAGCUCAAUUUUAGUCUCAUCUGACCAGAGUACCUUCUUCCAUAUGUUUGGGGAGUCUCCCACAUGGCUUUUAGCGAACACCAAAAGCUUAUUUUUUAAUUUAAGCAAUGGCUUUCUUCUGGCCACUCUUCCGUAAAGCCCAGCUCUGUGGAGUGUACGGCUUAAAGUGGUCCUAUGGACAGAUACUCCAAUCUCCGCUGUGGAGCUUUGCAGCUCCUUCAGGGUUAUCUUUGGUCUCUUUGUUGCCUCUCUGAUUAAUGCCCUCCUUGCCUGGUCCGUGAGUUUUGGUGGGCGGCCCUCUCUUGGCAGGUUUGUUGUGGUGCCAUAUUCUUUCCAUUUUUUAAUAAUGGAUUUAAUGGUGCUCCGUGGAAUGUUCAAAGCUUCUGAUAUUUUUUUAUAACCCAACCCUGAUCUGUACUUCUACACAACUUUGUCCCUGACCUGUUUGGAGAGCUCCUUGGUCUUCAUGGUGCCGCUUGCUUGGUGGUGCCCCUUGCUUAGUGGUGUUGCAGACUCUGGGGCCUUUCAGAACAGGUGUAUACAGUGAGGGAAAAAAGUAUUUGAUCCCCUGCUGAUUUUGUAUGUUUGCCCACUGACAAAGACAUGAUCAGUCUAUAAUUUUAAUGGUAGGUUUAUUUGAACAGUGAGAGACAGAAUAACAACAACAAAAUCCAGAAAAACGCAUGUCAAAAAUAUUAUAAAUUGAUUUGCAUUUAAUGAGGGAAAUAAGUGUUUGACCCCCUCUCAAUCCGAAAGAUUUCUGGCUCCCAGGUGUCUUUUAUACAGGUAACGAGCUGAGAUUAGGAGCACACUCUUAAAGGGAGUGCUCCUAAUCUCAGCUUGUUACCUGUAUAAAAGACACCUGUCCACAGAAGCAAUCAAUCAAUCAGAUUCCAAACUAUCCACCAUGGCCAAGACCAAAGAGCUCUCCAAGGAUGUCAGGGACAAGAUUGUAGACCUACACAAGGCUGGAAUGGGCUACAAGACCAUCACCAAGCAGCUUGGUGAGAAGGUGACAACAGUUGGUGUGAUUAUUCGCUAAUGGAAGAAACACAAAAGAACUGUCAAUCUCCCUCUGCCUGGGGCUCCAUGCAAGAUCUCACCUCGUCGAGUUGCAAUUAUCAUGAGAACGGUGAGGAAUCAGCCCAGAACUACACGGGAGGACCUUGUCAAUGAUCUCAAGGAAGCUGGGACCAUAGUCACCAAGAAAACAAUUGGUAACACACUGCGCCCGCAAGGUCCCCCUGCUCAAGAAAGCACAUAUACAGGACCGUCUGAAGUUUGCCAAUGAAAAUCUGAAUGAUUCAGAGGAGAACUGGGUGAAAGUGUUGUGGUCAGAUGAGACCAAAAUCGAGCUCUUUGGCAUCAACUCAACUCGCCGUGUUUGGAGGAGGAGGAAUGCUGCCUAUGACCCCAAGAACACCAUCCCCACCUUCAAACAUGGAGGUGGAAACAUUAUGCUUUGGGGGUGUUUUUCUGCUAAGGGGACAGGACAACUUCACCGCAUCAAAGGGACGAUGGACGGGGCCAUGUACCGUCAAAUCUUGGGUGAGAACCUCCUUCCCUCAGCCAGGGCAUUGAAAAUGGGUCGUGGAUGUGGUAUUCCAGCAUGACAAUGACCCAAAACACAUGGCCAAGGCAACAAAGGAGUGGCUCAAGAAGAAGCACAUUAAGGUCCUGGAGUGGCCUAGCCAGUCUCCAGACCUUAAUCCCAUAGAAAAUGUGUGGAGGGAGCUGAAGGUCCGAGUUGCCAAACGUCAGCCUCGAAACCUUAAUGACUUGGAGAAGAUCUGCAAAGAGGAGUGGGACAAAACCCCUCCUGAGAUGUGUGCAAACCUGGUGGCCAACUACAAGAAACGUCUGACCUCUGUGAUUGCCAACAAGGGUUUUGCCACCAAGUACUAAGUCAUGUUUUGCAGAGGGGUCAAAUACUUAUUUCCCUCAUUAAAAUGCAAAUCAAUUUAUAACAUUUUUGACAUGCGUUUUUCUGGAUUUUUUGGUUGUUAUUCUGUCUCUCACUGUUCAAAUAAACGUACCAUAAAAAUUAUAGACUGAUCAUGUCUUUGUCAGUGGGCAAAUGUACAAAAUCAGCAGGGGAUCAAAUACUUUUUUCCCUCACUGUAUAUACUGAGAUCAUGUGACAGAUCAUGUGACACUUAGAUUGGACACAGGUGGACUUUAUUUAACUAAUUAUGAGACUUCUGAAGGUAAUUGGUUUCACCAGAUCUUAUUUAGGGGCUUCAUAGCAAAGGGGGUGAAUACAUAUGCACGCACCACUUUUACUGAAACAAGUUAUUUUUUUCAUUUCACUUCACCAAUUUGGACUAUGUUGUGUAUGUCCAUUACAUGAAAUCCAAAUAAAAAUCAAUUUAUAUUACAGGUUGUAAUGCAACAAAAUAGGAAAAACACCAAGGGGGAUGAAUAGUUUUGCAAGGCACUGUAUAUCUUGUAGUUUAUUUUUUGCUGUUUUCUUGUAUUAUCAUGUUGAUUUGUGAAUUGUUUGUUCUCAGGGCACCAUUGAUAAUGAGACCCUGGUUUCAAUUAGGUUCCCCUGAAUAAAUAAAAAGUAUUUAAAAAAUAAACAAUACCACACUAGUUACUUAGACGAGUGAGAUGAGAGAGAACCAUCAGUCUGUCUCACCGGUCUAGACCAGAUGAGUGUUAUGACAAUGUUGACCUUGUUUCUUUCUUGAGAACAGUGAUUGGUUUCUCACAAAGUAAAUACAUAUAUUUUUUAAAGUCAGUAAUGAAGUACAUCUUAUCUAGCAGUAAAGGUUAUAGUCACAGGAAAGGUAAGUGAGUGUAAACACAUUUCUGAAUAAAUGUCAAAUUGGGAAUGUAAGUAUACAACAGUGCUAUAACGGGUUACAUUUGGAAGUGAUGGGUUAGAUGACAAAGAAGUGAAUAGGUUGAUGUUAUUGUAGUAGUUUCUAUCCCUCACAGACAUAGGCAAUAACACUCCAGAGUGUUUACCGUAAUGGGCCAGGCGUAGCUCAGUGGUGAUGUGUCUCAGUACAGAUCUGAUAUCCACACUGGAGCUGCUGAUUCCACAGAAGUGAGGGAUGGCUGGGAUUCUAGGGUUCUUCUUCCGGAACUCCUGAAGCCACCAGGUGGCCAGUGAGGACUUCCCACAACCGCUCUCACCACAGAGCAGGAAAAUAGACCCCUCUGAAUCACGUUUGUCAUGGUCACUGAGGGCAAAGGGAAAUAGGAAGGACAGUCAAAAUAUGUUGUUCAUUGAUUUCAAAUAAUAUCUGAACACUAUCAAUGCAUAACUCCAUCUGUAUCUACUUUUAAGUAUGGCAAAUCUCACAGUAAUUCAGCACUGAUUCAGUUUCCAGCUUAGCGUGGUCACCAAAGUUCUUACCCUGUUAACUUAAUGGUUGAAUUCCUUGAGGUUGCUAGACUAUGAGAUGUGUCAGAAUGAGUGAGCGAGGCAGUAAAUGUGUUAAGUGCCUCCAUGACAGCAGUGGUCUGGGUGGAGGGGGCAAACGAGCGACACAGAGCCUGGACAGCACCUUCAUGAUAACAUCUAUCUAGGGAGUCCAGGAGGCCUAAAGAGCAGGGGAGAAAGCACUGCUUUAGGACUUGGAAGAUAUGGCAGACCACUGAAAAACACAAUAAAUAUGAACCGGACUGAGCUACGUUAGUCAUCUUCACCGUCUUUUCAAAGCAGGUUGAACUAAAUUGAAUUAAACAAAGCAGAUGUAAACAGAACUAGGUCAACUAACAGAACUAACUGAGCUGCACAGGUUCACUUACCUGAACAGGUUGGCUGCUGGUCCAGGGUCCCAUAGAGCUGUUCCAUGAGAACCCUCCAGUCCCUCUUCACCAGGUCCCCCAGAUCCUGCAGCGUUCUGAAGAACCUUACAGGUUGCAGGCUGUCCACUAUCCUGUUCUUCAGCUCCCUGGCUCUGUGUCUCUCCUCUUCUGUCUGUUUGGAGAACACACUCAGCAAUGACCUUUGACCUUCAUUUGUGUACCUGUCUUCAUCCUCCUCUACUUCAGAGUAGUCUCUGAAGUAGAAGAAGCAGUGUCUGGUGUCACCCAUCAGGGCUGCCUGGGUGAUCUGCAGCUCUGUCAGGGAGCACUUCUGGUUCCUCCCUGUGAGGACCCAGGGGUAGCCUCCCUCCGCUGCAACAUGCAGGUUCCUCUCCACCCCAGAGAGAGCUUCUCGUUCUGGACCAGCAGCUGGGAGAGGUGGGGGGUCCUGCUCCGGCCUGGAGGGGCCGUAUCGGUGGCCCAGGAGGCAGAGGAAGGAGGAGGAGCGGGUGAUGAGGUCUAGACUGAUCUUCAACUGCUGGGAGGAGAGGAGGUUACUAUUGUCAGGGAGGUCAGAGGGACGAUGGCUCUCCCUGUCACCCCACUGGGUGUCCAAUGGUCUGAAGCAGGUGCCUCUGGCCUGCUCAGGUAGUGCCACUCUUCAGCGAGGUCUCCAGGUACGGAACACAGCACGGGCUGGAGAGGAGCAGUGACAGGAGGGGUGGUGGAGUACGACCCUCCCCGGCCUCCUCCCCCCUGUGGGUCCAUCUCAGGCCGUUGUAGCUGUGACCUGCUGUGCCUGUCUGAACAAAAUAAUGAAACACAGGCAUAUCAGGAAUUAUCAUCAACUAGAUAUCUAGCUACAGUAUUUGGCAAGUACAUGGUAUUCUUGGUGUAAGUAUGCACUGCAAAUCCAUGACAUGCAGGGAACAGUGCAUUUUCCCCACAUAAAACUGCUCAGUGACUGGAGAUCUACAGAACUAGAGGGGAACAUUUUGACUUCCCAACAUUUACUGUAACCUAGGCCUAUAGACUGAGCUGUGGUAGACGGCGCAUGAGGGGAAGUGCAUCACCAGACAGGAAGUAGAACAUGGACGUGGAACCUGGUCAGGCAGGUCUCACUUUCAUCACAGGAGACACUUAAAUGUUUUGUGAGAAGAGUAUUGGUAACAGAAGUGAAAACAAAUAGAGAACUCAAACAAAGGAGAUAAUGUUAUCUAGAUUUUUAUAUGUAGAUUUUCUGGUACCAAAUUAGGCUUGAGUGAUUAGAGGGUUACAUAAAGAUACAGAGAAGUACUUCAUUACGGCAGAAUACAAAACUAUCCAAAAAUUCCUAUAAAUUCAUAAAAGCUUCCUGUUCUACUGUAAAAAAAAAAAUACAUUAAGAUUAACUCACACCUAAUAAAGCUCAAUACAUGAAAACAUCUAGCUUGAUGUAGGCCUAACCUGUAACAUAAAUGAACACUUCGAGUGUGUGUCAGAUAUGUUACAUGUUCAGUUGACUGUUGACAGGACCCAUUUCAAGCUGCCUCGCGGUGUCUUCUGACUGGCCAGUCUUCUGGCAGAAGUUAUGGGAAGCGAAGACAUAGAAACGGAUUCAGGCAACUGUUGGCAUAGGUCAGAAAUACAACAAAAUACAACAUGGUGUUUGAAGUUUUCCUACUUGGCCAAAUGUCCUGACAUGUUUAGGAUGAUAACAACUUGGAAUGGCAUCGAACCGAUGAUGAAAGUCACAAUGAUGCUGGUCACAAGUCUGGUCAUCCUGGACUUUCGGAAGAAAGCUGAAUGUUUCACUCUCUUAUGGAGGCGGAUGUAGGAUGUUAGUAGGAGGGAUACAGGUAAUACUAAUCCAAAUAUCGCCAUCACCAAACCUCCCACCCCGGGGCUAUACUUUUGUUUAUUAUAAUAGUUGUUAACACAAUGGAGAUGCCCGUCCUCCCCCUCCACCAUGUUGACUGUCAGGAACGGUGAAGAUAUUACAACCACAACACCCCACAGUGUGGGGAAACAACCCACUGCCCCACGCCACCUGGCCCAGCACUAGGGUGCAGAACUUGGUAGUAGCGCUGGACACUCAUCAACAGGAUGAUCAGCAGGCUGGAGAAUGUACAGCAGUAGGCAACGAAGACAAAGAGCUUGCAGAGACUGUUGCCCAAGUCCCAGCUGAAGUAUUCCAUAGACCAAUAGGGGCACGCAUAUUAGCAGGCUCAGCAUAUCUGACACGCCAGGCUCAAGAACAGUUUCAUACUCACGUUGUAUCUGCGUUCACUGCUAUGUUAUGCCCAGAAGAUAGCAGAGAGCUAGGACCACUCCAGUGAUCAUGGUGCCAGUCAGGGGAAUCAGGGAUUCCAGAGGUGCAGUUGCAGUUGGAACUGUCAAUCAUUGUGAGACUGAAGAUGAGGGAGAAUUAGUUGAAUUUAAUGUAGACGAGCAGCUGAAUGUUGUUAGCAGGGGAGAGGUUGGUGGGUAGUGUCUGCAACUGAGACGCCGGCAUGGUUUCAAUGUGAGGAAGGCGAAAAACUCUGAUCACAUGAAAAAGAAAGGGGAGGGUCUAUUCCAGAAAGGGGAGGGUCUAUUCCACACCAAAUAUGUUGUGUUGAGGUCUACAACCUGUGACAAUCGCACAAACAAGUGAAUGCUGGCAUUUGAAAUAGAUUAGUAGAUAUUCCAAAUAGACUAAUUUCAUAAAUCAAAGCAGAGAUGCACACACACACAAAGUAUGCCACAACGUGUGAAUGGACAAUAGUUGACAAACAAAAUUCCAUAAAAGUUUUGAUACCUGUACUAGUAGUGGCCAAGAGUUUGUCCCAGAGAGGAUUGCCAGAUCACAAGGCUGUGUGCGUGAUCCCGAUUAAAAUGGAUCAAGUUACAAAUAAAACCUCAAUGGCUAUCUGUAGAGUUGGCAAACUAAAAGCAUAUUUGUAGGUAGUCUGAGGGGCUUGAUCGUUUUAGUACAGCUACAGCCUCGAUGCCAAUGCAUGCCUGGUACUUCGCUGAGAAGUUGUGCCUGAUAAGCCCUAGCAACAGUGGCAGUCAAGGUGAACGUAUGGGCUUCCAGAUGAGCCUAUCAUAAAUUGUUACACUGUAACGAUAUCAAAAACAAUGUUUCAACAGUGCUGACGAAUGUAUCUAUUUUAAAUGACGUGUUGCAAUGUAUCAGACAUGAUCUUAUCGCUUUAUAUGAUAACUAAAUCCUUGUUUAACGUGUAAUUCGGCCAAUGGAAACUAGCCACGCUUUGAACUUGUACAAUCUGACACGUAAUACUACGAUUGGAAGAUUGAAGCGACGAAAGCUUCUGCCAUUGGUUAUUGUUGUGCGUGGGGGGCAGCUAUAGGUCCACUUCAUCAAUACACCGCCUCCAAAGGGGGGAUCAGAUACAGUACUCUCCAACCCUGGACGCAUACAGUUUCAAGCAUUUUGCCGGGGUGUAGGAAUACAGUACAGUAUAGUGAUAUCUUUUUUCUAUUAAAAUGAAGCGAAUGUGGAUUGUAGUCCUCCUUUGGGCUCUUCUAGCUUUCAGUAAGUAUGAGUUAUAAAUUGCAUAAUAGAAUAGAAUUUCAACUUCUUUGCUGCAACUUGCCAUUUCAUUAUGUUUUCUUAUGAUUGCAGUAUAAGCAGCAGUAAAUGUGCUAAAAUGCCAUCUUUUGAUUGCAGUGCAUUGUUUUGUUGACCGAUGAGUGUGUCAAAUGGGUAACAUUGUAGAAGACAUAGGACUGACUUGCAAGCUUCUCGUACUUUCUCUUCAUCUGAAUCCUGUGGAGCCAGACUGUAACAUUGAUAUGCCUAAUGCUUCUCUUUUUUCAUUCAUCAUAUCUCGACGUUAUGGUUGUUUGCUUUAUGAGCACGUUAUUCAGAUUUUUACUGAACAUGUGUUCCAUAUUGACACUGCAAUGUCAUACGUAACACCUCUGCUUCCACAACCACAACCACACCGACCAAACAGAAGCAGGAUUCUAAACACCCUAAUCCCACACAGUUAUACUGUAUUUGUACCAGUUAUCAACGUCUAACUACCCAUACAAUAGUCUGUUUGCUUUGGACAGUACAAUCAGUUUGCUAUGGGGGUAUAGAGAUGGAAACAGCAAAGGUAUCAAAUCUUUAUCAGCAGUGAAGGAACUUUUUCCGGAGCUUAUCAGUUUAUUAGUACAGUAUUGGUCUGUUCUGAGAUGGAAAGGUGCCAUGCCCUCUAUGGAUUGAGUCAAGGAGAUGUAGUAUUGUGGCUGUUAUGCUUACAGAUAGAGUGGAAGACUGGCUACCAGAUGAACUUAGACCCUCAGUAGUGCAUUUAUGGCCCAGUGGUUGCUCUGUCACAUGACAUGGGUCAAUAUAAGUUAAUACAAAAUACUUGUAUUUUUAUUCGGUUGGGCUUAAGUUACUGGGUACAAGUUUUUAUUGUUUAAACCCUCAGAUCUAUAAUGUUUAAUUUAAUUUUAUCUACAGGUUCUGUCAGAGCGGAGGAUGAGGUUGACAUUGAUGGGACAGUGGAGGAGGACUUGGGCAAAAGUAGAGAUGGCUCCCGGACAGAUGACGAGGUAGUCCAGAGGUAAGUGUGUUUAACUAUUUCAGCGAAGAAGAGUGUUCUGUCAUGCAGUAAGUCCUGAGACCAACUGGUGACAAGAGCGCCCCAUUAUCGACUUCACUACUUCCUCCCUCUUUUCCAAAACACAAGCCUUUAUACUGACCUUACAUGAACCAUGGAAAGCACUUUUACCUCCUCUCCUUUCGGCUUGCUAUUUUCAGUCAAAGAUAAAACCCAAGUACCAUCCUCUUAUUUGCACAAAGGCUGAAUUGAGAUUUGUUUAUAUACUAUUUUAUCUUUGGCUUGACACCCGUUCCUAUUAAUCUUGUAGAAGUACACCUGAUCAUUUUUCAAAGCAUUAGAGAGCAACAACAUUAUAAGGGUUUUCCCUAUUGCCAGUCACACAGAUAAGGCCUCUAAAUAUUCCCUUUGGGGAAAUCUUGAGUCUAUGUACCUUGUUUGUGCUGAUCUCUGAUUACACUUCUGUUUUUCCAGGGAAGAGGAGGCUAUCCAGCUUGAUGGCCUGAACGCAGCACAGAUAAAGGAAAUCCGGGAGAAAUCAGAAAAGCAUGUUUUCAAGGCUGAGGUGAACAGGAUGAUGAAGCUCAUCAUCAACUCCCUGUACAAGAACAAAGAGGUUAGUGUCUGCUCUGGUGAUCUGUGUAGAUAAUGGAGCUUUGAACGUUGACACUUACAGAAAUAAUAGGGCAAUACAAUAAAUGUUUUUUUUACGCUCAUUUGUUUAAUUGGUUUAAUUAGAAAUUAGUUCACAACAAGAGUCCAUCUGGCUAUCUAUCAUUACAUAAACCUGAUAGAGGUUCAGUGAGGUAACUUAAGGUAAUUGAAUAAGGGUUGAAACAGUUAAGAAUGUCAUUUAGGGGCGGGGCUUCGCCCUGCCGGCUUCUCGGGGUAGGUGGGGGCGAGCGCACCCACUGACUAGAGCACCCACUGAUGGGGCCGGCCAUUCGUAUUGUCUUUGUAUUGUAGUUGUUUUAAUACAAAUACAAAUCUAUACUAAAAUCUAUACAAUUUUGCAUUUGGUGAUGUUUCUUUUUGUCUGUUUUCAGAUCUUCCUGAGGGAACUGAUCUCCAACGCUUCCGAUGCCCUGGAUAAGAUCCGGUUGCUGUCUCUGACCAAUGAUGAGGCACUCACUGGUAACGAGGAGCUGACAGUGAAAAUCAAGGUAUGUUAAGUUACCUCAGCGUUAGCCUUCUGUGUGACCCACCCUUUCAGUCCUCCGACUGUAGGCUAAUUAGCAACCCUUCACUGAACUCUCUGGAGUGAAACCUGAGACCGAGAGAGUCGUUAGGGUCUCUAACACCUCUAAAUUUACAUCUCAGUUUUUGCAUUGCAAAAAUGACAUUAAGACUUUCAACACCUGCGGCAGGACAUUGUGCGCUUUCCCUUUAUGAGUACAUGCAAAUGAAUAAUACAUACUGUACACACACUCUAGGUUUGCUUUUCUUUUAUUCUAAAUGUGCAUAGAUUAAUAGUAAUAAAACAGUAGAAUGUUUAAAACUAAGUCUAUGUCAUGUACAAUGCAAAGUCAUGUACAAUGCAAGUGAUCCAAAACCCAACAUAACAUUUCACUGUUUGUUUCUCCUCACCUAAAGUCUGACAAGGAGAAGAACAUGCUCCACAUCACUGACACGGGCAUCGGCAUGACCAAAGAAGACCUGGUCAGGAACCUGGGCACCAUCGCCAAGUCAGGCACCAGCGAGUUCCUCAACAAGAUGACAGAGCUGCAGACGGAGGGCCAGUCAACCUCUGAGCUGAUUGGUCAGUUCGGCGUGGGCUUCUACUCUGCGUUCCUGGUGGCGGACAAGGUGAUCGUGACCACAAAGCACAACAACGGCACGCAGCACAUCUGGGAGUCCGACUCCAACGAGUUCUCCGUCAUCGAGGACCCCCGCGGGGACACCCUCGGCAGGGGCACCACCAUCACGUAAGUCAACAAGGCAACUGUCACUAAGUAGCAACCAUUCAGUCAGGCUAGCAUUAGGAUUAGUGUAGGUGGAUGAUUUGUACUUACUAUGGCAAUUUUGGGCUGGAUAUGGACAGAUCUGUUAAUACGUAGUCUAUGAAGUUGAAGACGGAUAGUUGUUGUUUAGCAACGCAAACCCUCAUAACAAUAAUACAUGUGUUACGAUGUAGUUAUUGCCUCAUUUGUUCUGACCUUUUUGUCUUUACUGGCUGUGGAAAAUUCAGUCAAAAGACUUUGUCUAAAUUAGGCACAAAUGUCAAACCAAAGCUGAACUAAUAAACUCUCCAAAUUGGAUUUCACUGUAAUUAAAUUUUGUUUCAGCACUGUGCUGUUUUAAAGGCCAAGAAGUCCGUAGUCGCGCUCAGCUGGUGCAGACAGAGGAAUCUAGUUAUUGAAAGGUUGAAAGGUUCACAACUGUAAUGACUAACGUUAAGCUCUGACUGGCUCUUCGCUGCAAUGCAUUCUUUUUCUCCCCUAGUUUGGUGAUGAAGGAGGAGGCAACAGACUACUUAGAGCUGGAGACCAUCAAGAACCUCGUGAGGAAAUACUCCCAGUUCAUCAACUUCCCCAUCUAUGUAUGGAGUAGCAAGACUGAAACUGUAGAGGAGCCUAUUGAUGAGGAUGAUGCAGAAGCAGAGAAGAAGGAUGAAGACACCACUGAGGAUGAGGUGGAGGUGGAGGAAGAGGAGGAGGACAAGGACAAGCCAAAGACGAAGAAGGUAAAACAUAGUCCUUGAAACAAACUACUGUCUGUAGCAGCAACAGAUUCCAUAGAAGCGACGCUCAAUGGAAGUGGAUCUUUCCGUUUUAAUGACUGUCCUUUUUCUCCUUUUCCCCCUCAGGUGGAGAAGACCAGUGUGGGACUGGGAGCUGAUGAACGACAUCAAGCCCAUCUGGCAGAGGCCUGCCAAGGAGGUGGAGGAGGACGAGUACAAGGCCUUCUACAAGACCUUCUCCAGGGUGGGUGUCUGUCUACAGUUUAUUCAGACUCACUCUCCUAGCAGACACUCUAAUCCAUUUAGUGGUUACACAGAAGUCAAUUUUCCCAUUUAGAUUUAGCAGACCUCUCAAUGGGUGAUCUUAGGUCAGAUAUGACUCAUCUCUGACUGUACAUGACCUGAAGUUGUCUUGUCAGGCAAAGCUUCAGUUGCCAGGCGUUCUGGUUUAAUGACAGAUAGAGGUUGUCUUCGUAAAUAACCGCUGACUCUCUGUUGUGUUCUUGCAGGACACAGACGAGCCCAUCUCCCACAUCCACUUCACAGCAGAGGGGGAGGUCACCUUCAAGUCCAUCCUCUUUGUACCUGCCGCAGCUCCCCGGGGACUAUUCGACGAGUAUGGUUCUAAGAAGAACGACUUCAUUAAGGUACCACAGCAAUGAUUGGUUACAAAGCAACUAUUGAUUGGCACACAAGCGGUUCUCAGUGCAGUAUUGAUGUGUCGUAUUAGUCUCUGUCAGUAACAAUCUUCCAUCUCUCUCAGCUCUUUGUGCGUAGAGUUUACAUCACUGAUGACUUCCAUGACAUGAUGCCUAAAUACUUGAACUUUGUGAAAGGAGUGGUAAGUAUUAUUCCUUAGUAGAUGCAUAAACUAACCCACAGGGUUAAGUCUGGUACCAGUCUGUUUAGCCAACAUUGCCACUCCUGUCAUGCUAAACAUUGGCAUAUGACAAGGAGUAAAAUGUUAGCUAAUCAGACUGGUACCCAGGCUAGUUAAGUGCACCCACUGAUUGAAUGUUAAAGCUGCAAUAUGUAACUUUUUGGGCGACCCGACCAAAUUCACAUAGAAAUGUGAGUCAUAGAUCUGUCGUUCUCAUUGAAAGCAAGUCUAAGAAGCGGUAGAUCUGGUCUAUGUGUGCUUUUCUAUGCUUCCUGUUCUUAAGUUUCGUUUUUGCGUCUUUUACUUUCGGUUUUGUGCACCAGCUUAAAACAGCUGAAAAUACAAUAUUUUUGGUUAUGGAAAAUAUAUUUCUCAACCGUUUGGAUGGUAUAGUAAUUCUCUACACAAUACGAACUAUUAGAAUUUUAGUAACCAGGAAAUUGCGACGCGAUUUUUGCAUAUUGCGUCUUAAAAUGUAUUGUCGUUCUCAUCAGGUUGACUCUGAUGACCUUCCUCUGAACGUCUCAAGAGAAACUCUCCAGCAACACAAACUUCUCAAGGUGAGGCUUGCUUUCAAUUCACUCUCUCAAACAAAGAAACCCAACAGGACCUCCCCACUCUUCACUCAACCACUCUGCUAAUAGUAUACUUAACAUGCCUCUUCUUCGGCCAGGUCAUUCGCAAGAAGCUGGUGCGCAAGACCCUGGACAUGAUCAAGAAGAUCGCUGAGGAGCAGUACAACGAGAAGUUCUGGAAGGAGUUUGGCACCAACAUCAAGCUGGGUGUGAUCGAGGACCACUCCAACCGGACCCGUCUGGCCAAGCUGCUACGUUUCCAGACCUCCAGCAGCGACACGGUGCUGGCCAGCCUGGAGCAGUACGUAGAGAGGAUGAAGGAGAAGCAGGACAAGAUCUACUUCAUGGCUGGGACCAGCAGGAAAGAGGUGAGGGUCCGGAUGAGAGCACUGUUUUGUGAUAGAAAAUGGUGACCUUUGAGUAGAAUAUGUAUGGUUUGUAAAUGUGUAUAUAUACAGUGUAUGUAUGUAUAUUAUUUUACUGCUCUAGGGAUAUAAUUAUUGUUUGGAUAACCUUAUUUACUAUUAUGUAUAGAUUUUACCUUACAUGUUUUCACUCUUUAUGCGAUGCGCAAUGCAGAGAACACCGGAAGAAGAAUUAUAAUUUAAUUACCACAGUGAAUUAUUGUAAUGUUUGUUUGUUUGUGUCAAUUAAUCCCAUAAGGGAUGGGUUGCCAAUUGGCGAUUUGACACAAAUAAAAUGUCAUUCAUUCAUUCAUUGUAGAGCAUAAUGGUGGAGUUAGUUACAAACCUUCUGAAGAGUCAGGAUCUGUAAAACAUUAUCGUAGCCUCCUUCCUAUAUCAAAUUUCCUACCGUUUGCUGUAUCGUGCCCUGAGCUUAAUUUCCCCUCCAUCUUUUCCGGCAGGCCGAGUCCUCUCCCUUCGUGGAGAAGCUGUUGAAAAAGGGUUAUGAGGUGAUCUACCUGACAGAGCCUGUGGAUGAGUACUGUAUCCAGGCCCUACCGGAGUUCGACGGCAAGCGCUUCCAGAACGUGGCCAAGGAGGGCGUCAAGUUUGACGAGAGCGACAAGACCAAGGAGAAGAGGGAGGCCCUAGAGAAGGAGUACGAACCUCUCACCACAUGGAUGAAGGACAGCGCCCUGAAGGACAAGGUUAGGGUUCUUCUCAAUUGGCUCGAUGGGAAUGUGCAUUUUUAGUGGAUAUACACUAGUCAGAUAGCAUCUCUGUUUUAAAAUGUUUGCCCAGGUGUUGAAAAAGCUUCAAAAGCUGAAUCUUCUCUGUUUGAUCUGUCUGUAGAUCGAGAAGGCUGUGCUGUCCCAGAGGCUGACCAACUCCCCCUGUGCCCUGGUAGCCAGCCAGUACGGCUGGUCCGGUAACAUGGAGAGGAUCAUGAAGGCACAGGCCUACCAGACAGGAAAAGACAUAUCCACAAAGUAAGCAAUGUGAAACCAUUUUGACCUAAUGUACAGUAUAUGUUCUGUGGGAUAAGACAUUACUCACAAGAACUCGUAGUGGCUCAAGUCCUAGAGGACGUCGACAUAGUUUCUGCUUUUUACUCUGUAUUGACACCUUUUAUUUCUGUUUUCCAGUUAUUAUGCAAGCCAGAAAAAAACACUUGAGAUCAACCCCAAACACCCUCUGAUUAAAGAAAUGUUGAAGAGAAUAAAUGUGAGUACCAUUUUGAAUUGAACACAAAUUACUUUACCGGGCAUGCAAAUUUACGCCAAUGAAUCAUAGGUUCCUAACAGUAUGUAACAGUAUCGAAUUCUCCUCCCUACCUCAGGAUAAUGCAGAGGACCAGACGGCCUCAGACCUGGCUGUAGUGCUGUUUGAGACGGCCACACUACGGUCAGGCUACCAGCUGGCUGACACCAAGGCCUAUGGAGACAGGAUAGAACGCAUGCUCCGACUCAGCAUGAACGUGGACCUCAAUGAAGAGGUACGCUCAAUAUAACUAAUAUUACCCACAUGCAAACAGGAUCUGAAUUAGGUUAACAAGUACUUCCUGGUACUUUACCAAUAUAAUAAACACUCUGACUAUGCAAAGUGUGUUAUAAUGCAGUACAUCAAGGUUGGAUUCUGUAUACUAGUAAACAUAGCAGAGCAGAUUUAGGGAUGAGCGGAAUGGGCACUAAGUGAUGCUAAGUUAUAUCUUCGCUUAUCUUAACUUCCUUACCUAUCAUAGCCAGAGGAGGAGCCAGAGGAGGAGCCAGAGGAACAAGCAGAGGAACAAGCAGAGGAAGAGGAGGUUUAAAGCGGAUGAGGAGGCAGAUGAAGAUUCGGUAAGAUGGGAGGGGAGUCUAGCACAGAAAAAGAGGAUUAGUAAUGUUAGUAAGACAUGCAAUGUAUAAUAUGAUGGACUUUUUGCUUCAAAUAUACGGAUGUGUUUUUCACUUUGCUCUUUCCAGGGAGCCACAGGAAGGGAUGAGCUGUGAGACGGACUGAGUUUGGGGGUGGGAGGGAAGGGUGAGGGUGCGAACUGGGGAGCAGAGCUUUGACUGGAACUAGGUGCAUCUUCUCUGCUGAAAAGGAGCAGGUGGGUGUUUGGAUUUUUUAGGAGCUUGUGUUGAUUAUGUUUUUGUUUGUUUUCUACAUUCCUACAUGACUGUAAAUUUGUUAAUAUUUAACUGAGCGGGAUAUGGUUAUGGAGUGCUGACUUCCUGUCACGAGAACCAUUAAAUGUUUCCGGAAAGGUCGUCUUUUUACCUGUCAUCAUUUCUGUUCUUUAUUAGCCAAUAGUCAGCCAUUUCAGACGUUCCACAGUCAAAUCUCCUGCUUUUUAUUCAGGAAAAAAGCUUUAAAAGAGAUCACAUUGUUGAGUUUCAAGUCAAAACAAUCAAUACAAUUAUGCUCACUCAUCUCAUAACGACCACAUACAUUUUCGAUACAGCAAUUUUCUGUAUUUGUCUGGCUUGGAGUUCUUGAAGCCGUUUUGAUAGGAACCCUCAAAGAAAUACCAUCUCAAAAGAUGUUAAAACAGCAAUAGGACUUAGUAUCAGAAAGAGGCCUCCACAAUAAUUACUGUUCACAGCCUGCAUUCACAGUCUGAAAUGCCAGACAUCACCCUACACAACCCUCUGUUCAACAUCUCUCAGAUUUAACCCUCGGGCCGUACCAACAAGAAUUUCCCGGUGGGGUCUGGGAUGAACCACUUCUCCCACAGGUCCAGGUGGACACAGGGGUAGUCCCAGGGCUUGAAGCGGCCGUUCCAGUGCAGCAGGUGCGCCCCCUGGAGGAAGGUCUCAGAGUAGCGGGUGUCUGGGCUCCAGCCUAUAGGAAAAGAAAACAGAAUACACAGUAAAUCAGCCUCUAGAAGGACUAUCCUAAAUUGACACCCAGGCCUGUGUACCACAGCCAUACACCUCUAUCUCUAUUCAUGGCUCUUCUGUGCUGUGUACGAGGUGUGUGAUGAUGUCAUCAAGGUGAGGCGAUCUUACCCAAGUGUCGGACGUGCCACAGAGGAUCGAUGAUUGUGUAUUUGUCAUGGAACACGAUCAGCAUCGGAGGAGUCGCCACGCCCCCUGCCAUGGCACUGCUGUAUAUGUUUUCCCUAGAGAGGAAAAGGGGGAAGAGAGGAGGAGGAGGAGGGGGGCAUUCAAGUAGAAAAUGAGUAUUUAAUUUCUCUAAUCAUGAUAUUCAAAUGAAAUAAUGUAGAACUGAAUAGAAGUAAUAAUAAUCUUUCAUAGGAAUAUCUGUUUAUUAUUAUUAUUAUUAUAGACAGCAGGGUUAAUUUAUUCUGGGUUCACCUGGUCUCAGAUCAGUUUAGUGGUUAUGUGGAAACAUAUGAUCACAGGUCCACACAUACUUCUCUACUCACCUGAAGUUCUCCUCCAUCCAUUUCUCCAGCUGUUUGGUGAUCUUCUGUUUCUUCCACUCCCCAAUGUCGGCCACAAACACCCCAGGGUUGAAUGAGCAGUCGCUGGGGUUGAUCCCCAGGUCCCUCACUUCCUGUUUCCUGUAGUCCAGGAAGCCCAUGUAUGUUGUCUGGGAGAUAAGAACAUUAGGGAAGGAAUUUGAUUUGGAUUCAGAAUCGAAGACAAACUGAUCACAUUUUCCCAGCAUUGAGAUCUAUGAGACAGCUCGUCAGGUUGUUAUUUCAGAAGAGAAUUAGUGAGUAUCUUCUUGGCUAGGCAUAGGAUAAACUCAAAUUCAAUAUAUUGGCCUUUACUGGGAUUGAUUGUAGUAGAGGUACCUCUGCUCUUAUUUUGGCAAACAAUGCCCUCUUGUGGCUAAAAAAUGACACUGACCUGCAUGCCCACACUGCGCACCAUUUCGUGGGUGGAGGGCAGGUCACAGUCUGUGGCGAAGGCAGCAGCAUGGCCUUUCUCCAGCUUGGUAUGGUACAGGUCCUUGAUGUCACCUGUCAUUAGUGAAUGUAAAUACUGAAAAUACAGACACCCAUUUAUUGCAGCUACAGCUCAAGAUAAAACUGGACUGAAUUGCACAAAGAUAAGGUCACAUUUCUGUACCUUGCACAAUGACAUCGUCGUCUAAGUAGAUCACCCUCUUGUGGCUGAUAUCAAGGAGCGGCAAGUAAAAGCGUACAAAGUUGAGCUGCAAAACAACCAAAACAGGGACUUUAGGGACCGUGACUGUGGUUAGGUUAGAAUGACUUCCUAUGUGGGUGUAUGUGUGUACUCACUGGGUGCAGCAGAUCUGGUCGGGAGGAGUCUGGUUUCACCUUCCCUUUCAGAACCAUGGGGUUGAACUCCAGAAUCUUAUACUUGAUGCCCUUCAGCUUGGUCUUCUCUAUGUACUGUCUAUGAAGACACACAUGAAGACAAAGGAAUACUAAUGACAGUUCAACUCACUCCAUUUAAAAGUAAUUUCUUAGUUGUCCUUUGUGGCCUUAAUUGAAACAAUUAUCAGAUAAUCAAUUAAUGAAAACAUCCUGGGUUGGAACUAGGAACUGAAAUUGCUACAAAUCAAGCAGUGAUGGAAGGGGGAGGGAUUAGUGUGAAACACCUUGUCAGCUUGAUGGCAUCACGAAGAGUGACAAUAUAGAAGAACACGAUGGCCUCUGUGUUGCUAUGGAUGCUGUUGAUGGUUGCCAUGGCACCGCCCAUGCGUUCCUCCGCAGCACAGAUGACCACUGGGAUGUCAUCCUCUCCCUCCGCAGCCUUCUCCACAGGAACGUUGGGCGCACGCUCUGGGUCCUUCCUGGUUUCUGUGAGGGAAGUACAACCAGUCUGGGCUUGGCCAAGUAGUCACAUCUAUUUUUAAAAGCUAUUACAACUAUUCAAGGAACUCCAUAAGCUUUAACAUUUCAAUUGCAAAGUAAUUUGCCCCCUAAAAGCUAUCCCAUAAGUGGCAAAGGAAAUGCUUCUCUUUAAAUAAACAGGCAUUCAUAGCCUCGUGUCAAUUACUGUUCUUGGCAGGUUCUAGUCCUGUUUCUUUCUCUUGCCGUGGCCUGCACCUGGCUCUCAGGUCAGUGUGUCUUUAGAGUGGGACCUGUUCUUACCUGUUUAAAGAAGCUGGGGGGAAUUACCUGUGAGUUUGAGUUUGGGCUGAGACAGGCCUCUGAACAGCUUACUAUGCAGGAGUAGACACACUAUGAGAACCAGCAACAUGAGCAGGAUAUGGUUUACUGUGACACAGCAGAGAGAGAGAGAGAAAGGGACCAUUCAAUGAAGUAGACUUGAGUCAUUGCAAUGUCAGAUGCAAGGGAACUGAAGCAGAAGUCCUUCCAAACUGGACCAGUUCAACUUAAGCACAGUUUUCACUAUAACACUGUCACCUCUUAUCCAAUCAUGCCAGAUCACAUAUUACUGUACCUUGAGAUACUCAAACAGGGCUCUCAUCUGUACCCUAUCAAAACCUCUAAUCUUUUACGACUCAUCCUCCAGGUGCCACGACUAAUUCUAACUAAUAAAAUAGUUACACCUACCCUUCUCUCCCUAUCCACACACCUCAACCAUGUGUCAGCUGUAGUCAACCUGAGUGGCAUCAAUCUUGUUCUGACACAUUCACCCCUGGAUGACCUAAAAACUGUCUGCCUCAACAAUAACAACAAAAUAUUCAUUAAAAUCUUGCUUCACUUCUGGAAAAUUGAAAGAACCCGGCUAUCAGCUGCCCUCUGUGCCAAAAUCAACAGUUUGCGUUGUUUGAGUAAAGACAUCUGUUAACUUUCUAAGUAAAGCAUAGACUGUAUAAAAGAAGGGUGUAGAACAAAGCACAACUGUUGUGGACACUGAUUAAAAAUCCUUGAAUGGUUGCAUUAUGUAUUGAAUGUGAAGAACAGAGGACUGAGAUGAUGAAAUGGGACUCUUUUCUGGGCUCCCUUUCCUGGUUACCUCAUCAGUGUUCAGGAACAUUUGGGAUUGGCAACACACACACACACACACACACACACACACAGAGAGUCUCAAACAUAAUUUAUGGAGGUGUUGGAAGCGUUCCAACUCAGCUGAGGCAAAGUAUACUCCAGAGGAAUCUGGGGGGUUGUGCUUUAAAAUGGCUACACUGAUCUCUGCUACAGGCACCAUGUUUAUAAGAGUGGAGCAAAACCCAUUAUUUACAUGCAACAAUGUUUUUACUACUCGUUGAAUAUACACUACCAGUCAAAAGUUUGGACACACCUACGCAUUCCAGGGUUUUUCUUUAUUUUUACUAUUUUCUGCAUUGUAGAAUAAUAGUCAAGACAUCAACACUAUGAAAUAACACAUAUGGAAUCAUGUAGUAACCAAAACAGUGUUAAACAAAUCAAAAUAUAUUUUAUAUUUGACAUUCUUCAAAUAGCCACCCUUUGCCUUGAUGACAGCUUUGCACACUCUUGGCAUUCUCUCAACCAGCUUCACCUGGAAUGCUUUUCCAACAGUCUUGAAGGAGUUCCCACUUAUGCUUAGCACUUGUUGGCUGUUUUUCCUUCACUCUGCCGUCCGACUCAUCCCAAACCAUCUCAAUUAGGUUGAGGUUGUGGGGAUUGUGGAGGCCAGGUCAUCUGAUGCAGCACUCUAUCACUCUCCUUCUUGGUCAAAUAGCCCUUAUACAGCCUGAGGUGUGUUGGGUCAUUGUCCUGCUGAAAAACAAAUGAUAGUCCCACUAAGCCCAAACCAGAUGGGAUGGCGUAUCGCUGCAGAAUGCUGUGGUAGCCAUGCUGGUUAAGUGUGCCUUGAAUUCUAAAUAAAUCACAGACAGUGUCACCAGCAAAGCACCCCCACAACAUAACACCUCCUCCUCCAUGCUUUACGAUGGGAACUACACAUUUUACAUUUACAUUUACGUCAUUUAGCAGACGCUCUUAUCCAGAGCGACUUACAAAUAGGUGCAUUCACCUUAUAGCCAGUGGGAUCACAACUUUACAAUGCUUUUUUUUGUUUUUUUGUUUUUGGGUUGGGGUUUGGGUUGGGGUAAGCGGGGGGGUAGAAGGAUUACUUUAUCCUAUCCCAGGUAUUCCUUAAAGAGGUGGGGUUUCAAAUGUCUCCGGAAGGUGGUGAGUGACUCCGCUGUCCUGGCGUCGUGAGGGAGCUUGUUCCACCAUUGGGGUGCCAGAGCAGCGAACAGUUUUGACUGGGCUGAGCGGGAACUAUGCUUCCGCAGAGGUAGGGGAGCCAGCAGGCCAGAGGUGGAUGAACGCAAUGCCCUCGUUUGGGUGUAGGGACUGAUCAGAGCCUGAAGGUACGGAGGUGCCGUUCCCCUCACAGCUCCGUAGGCAAGCACCAUGGUCUUGUAGCAGAUGCGAGCUUCAACUGGAAGCCAGUGGAGUGUGCGGAGGAGCGGGGUGACGUGAGAGAACUUGGGAAGGUUGAACACCAGACGGGCUGCAGCAUUCUGGAUGAGUUGUAGGGGUUUUUAUUUUUUAUUAUUUAUGUUAUUUUCAUUUUUCGGGGGGAAUGGAUCAGCUUAAUAUUGCAGAUAAGAUUUUAUUCUUCUAUCAAUGUAUUGUCUGCAUCACUUCCAUCCCCCCAUGUUUUAAAUUUUAUAAUAUAUAUAUAUAUAUAUAUAUAUAUAUAGAUAUAUAUUAUAUAUAUAUAGUUGUAGGGGUUAGCAGGGAGGAGAAUGUGGCAAAGAGCUUCUAGGGUUAGAGGCAGAUGCUUGGAAUUUAGGAGUGGUAGAAAGUGGCUUAGCAGCAGAAACAAUGAAGAAAAUGUAGAGAGGAGGAGUGAAAAGAUGCCAGGUCCGCGGGAGUCUAGUUUUCUUCCAUUUCCGUCAGCUGCCCGGAGCUCUGUUCUGUGAGUCGCAAUGAGUCAUUCAAGCCACGGGAGCUGGAGGGGAGGGCCGAGCCGGCCGGGCGGAUUAGGGGGACAUAGAGAGGUCAAAGGAUGCAGAAGGGACGGAGAGGAGGGGUUGAGGAGGCAGAUAUCAGGAGAUUGGAGGUGGAACGGAUUGAGCAGAGGGAGAGAUGAUAGGAUGGAAGAGGAGAGAGUAGCGGGAGCGCGCGAGCGAAGGUUGCGACGGCGCAUUACCAUCUGUGUAGGGGCAGAGUGAGUAGUGUUGGAGGAGAGCGAGAGAGAAAAGGAUACAAAGUAGUGGUCGGAGACAUGGAGGGGAGUUGCAGUGAGAUUAGUAGAAGAACAGCAUCUAGUAAAGAUGAGGUCAAGCGUAUUGCCUGCCUUGUGAGUAGGGGGGGGACGGUGAGAGGGUGAGGUCAAAAGAGGAGAGGAGUGGAAAUAAGGAGGCAGAGAGAAAUGAGUCAAAUGUAGACGUAGGGAGGUUGAAAUCCCCCAGAACUGUGAGGGGUGAGCCAUCCUCAGGAAAGGAACUUAUCAAGGCGUCAAGCUCAUUGAUGAACUCUCCAAGGGAACCUAGAGGGCGAUAGAUGACAAGGAUAUUAAGCUUAAAUGGGCUAGUGACUGUGACAGCAUGGAAUUCAAAUGAGGAGAUAGACAGAUGGGUCAGGGGAAAAAUUGAGAAUGUCCACUUGGGAGAGAUGAGGAUUCCUGUGCCACCACCCCGCUGACCAGAUGCUCUCGGGGUAUGCGAGAACACAUGGUCAGACGAGGAGAGAGCAGUAGGAGUAGCAGUGUUUUCAGUGGUAAUCCAUGUUUCCGUCAGCGCCAAGAAGUCGAGGGACUGGAGGGUAGCAUAGGCUGAGAUGAACUCUGCCUUGUUGGCAGCAGAACGGCAGUUCCAGAGGCUGCCUGAGACCUGGAACUCCACGUGGGUGGUGCGUUCAGGGACCACCAGGUUAGAGAGGCAGCAGCUACGCGGUGUGAGGCGUUUGUGUAGCCUGUGCAGAGAGGAGAGAACAGGGAUAGGCAGAGGCAUAGUUGACAGGCUGCAGCAGAUGGCUACAAUAAUGCAGAGGAGAUCGGAAUGAAAUGAACUAAACAUCUGGGAAAGGAGAGAGCGGGGCCUCCCUCACCACAACUCCCAAAUAUAACUCUCCCAACUUCCACCUCAGAAACUAUAAUUGUUGUAAACUACAGCGGUUCAAUGUUUUCUAGGAAUAGACUAACUUAGUUUAUUCAGCUAGCUAACUAGGUGCAGUAUUAUUCCGUGAAAAUCGUCCUGGCACUUACAGUGGGGGAAAAAAGUAUUUAGUCAGCCACCAAUUGUGCAAGUUCUCCCACUUAAAAAGAUGAGAGAGGCCUGUAAUUUUUAUCAUAGGUACACAUCAACUAUGACAGACAAAUUGAGAAAAAAAAAUCCAGAAAAUCCCAUUGUAGGAUUUUUAAUGAAUUUAUUUGCAAAUUAUGGUGGAAAAUAACUAUUUGGUCACCUACAAACAAGCAAGAUUUCUGGCUCUCACAGACCUGUAACUUCUUCUUUAAGAGGCUCCUCUGUCCUCCACUCGUUACCUGUAUUAAUGGCACCUGUUUGAACUUGUUAUCAGUAUAAAAGACACCUGUCCACAACCUCAAACAGUCAAACUCCAAACUCCACAAUGGCCAAGACCAAAGAGCUGUCAAAGGACACCAGAAACAAAAUUGUAGACUUGCACCAGGCUGGGAAGACUGAAUCUGCAAUAGGUAAGCAGCUUGGUUUGAAGAAAUCAACUGUGGGAGCAAUUAUUAGGAAAUGGAAGACAUACAAGACCACUGAUAAUCUCCCUCAAUCUGGGGCUCCACGCAAGAUCUCACCCCGUGGGGUCAAAAUUAUCACAAGAACGGUGAGCAAAAAUCCCAGAACCACACGGGGGGACCUAGUGAAUGACCUGCAGAGAGCUGGGACCAAAGUAACAAAGACUACCAUCAGUAACACACUACGCCGCCAUGGACUCAAAUCCUGCAGUGCGAGACGUGUCCCCCUGCUUAAGCCAGUACAUGUCCAGGCCCGUCUGAAGUGCAUUUGGAUGAUCCAGAAGAGGAUUGGGAGAAUGUCAUAUGGUCAGAUGAAACCAAAAUAUAACUUUUUGGUAAAAACUCAACUCGUCGUGUUUGGAGGACAAAGAAUGCUGAGUUGCAUCCAAAGAACACCAUACCUACUGUGAAGCAUGGGGGUGGAAACAUCAUGCUUUUGGGCAGUUUUUCUGCAAAGGGACCAGGACGACUGAUCCGUGUAAAGGAAAGAAUGAAUGGGGCCAUGUAUCUUGAGAUUUUGAGUGAAAACCUCCUUCCAUCAGCAAGGGCAUUGAAGAUGAAACGUGGCUGGGUCUUUCAGCAUGACAAUGAUCCCAAACACACCGCCCGGGCAACGAAGGAGUGGCUUCGUAAGAAGCAUUUCAAGGUCCUGGAGUGGCCUAGCCAGUCUCCAGAUCUCAACCCCAUAGAAAAUCUUUGGAGGGAGUUGAAAGUCUGUGUUGCCCAGCGACAGCCCCAAAACAUCACUGCUCUAGAGGAGAUCUGCAUGGAGGAAUGGGCCAAAAUACAAGCAACAGUGUGUGAAAACCUUGUGAAGACUUACAGAAAACGUUUGACCUGUGUCAUUGCCAACAAAGGGUAUAUAACAAAGUAUUGAGAAACUUUUGUUAUUGACCAAAUACUUAUUUUCCACCAUCAUUUGCCAAUAAAUUCAUUAAAAAUCCUACAAUGUGAUUUUCUGGAUUUUUUUUUCUGAUUUUGUCUGUCAUAGUUGACGUGUACCUAUGAUGAAAAUUACAGGCCUCUCUCAUCUUUUUAAGUGGGAGAACUUGCACAAUUGGUGGCUGACUAAAUACUUUUUUUCCCCACUGUAGUCAUAAGAUGCCACAGCCAGCUAGCAUGCCGGACUCCAACAAAAUAAAUAAAUAAAUAAAUAUGCCAUUUAGCAGACGCUUUUAUCCAAAGCGACUUACAGUCAUGCGUGCAUACAUUUUUAUGUAUGGGUGGUCCCGGGGAUCGAACCCACUACCUUGGCGUUACAAGCGCCGUGCUCUACCAGCUGAGCUACAGAACACGGUUUAGCGCCAAUACUCGGCCACAACAAACCACCAGUGUAUCAACACGCAAGCAGAUCGUUCGUGUCCGUGUCUACACAUGCGGAGAUCAACCGUUCACCCACACCACAUCUCACAAAGACACGGCGGUUGGAACCAAAAAUCUCCAAUUUGGACUCAAGACCAAAGGACACAUUUCCACCGGUCUAAUGUCCAUUGCUCGUGUUUCUUGGCCCAAGCAGGUCUCUUCUUAUUGGUGUCCUUUUAGUAGUGGUUUCUUUAAAGCAAUUCGACCAUGAAGACCUGAUUCACACAGUCCCCUCUGAACAGUUGAUGUUGAGAUGGGCUAUCUUCUGUAUACCCCCCUACCUUGUCACAACACAACUGAUUGGCUCAAACACAUUAAGAAGGAAAGAAAUUCCACAAAUUAACUUUUAAGAAGGCACACCUGUUAAUUGAAAUGCAUUCCAGGUGACUACCUCAUGAAGCUGGUUGAGAGAAUGCCAAGAGUGUGCAAAACUGUCAUCAAGACAAAGGGUGGCUAUUUGAAGAAUCUCAAAUAUAAAAUAUAUUUUGGUUUGUUUAACACUUUUUGGGUUACUACAUGAUUCCAUAUAUGUUAUUUCAUAGUUUUGAUGUCUUCACUAUUAUUCUACAAUGUAGAAAAUAGUAAAAAUAAAGAAAAACCCUUGAAUGCGUAGAUGUGUCCAAACUUUUGACUGGUAGUGUAUAUGAAAAAGUAAUGAUGUAAAAACGUGUAUGGGCAAGGGCAAUUACAAAGUCCUGUGGUCACUCACUUUUCCUCAAAAGAGCCAUUGAUCAUGUUUCUUCCAGCCACAUCUGAAAAGACAGAGAGAAGCAGAGAGCAGUGAGAUUCAGAGGCAGACAGACAGACACUAAGACAAAGAGUAAGCGGGGGAGUGCCAUAUUCCUUGGCAUUAGCACUCAGUUGAGGAUCCAGAAGGGUGUCUUCACAGACAUAAACCCUUCCCAGAGCAUGCCCCAGAUGUGCUCCCAAACAGGAUCUGGUAGUCCUCUGAGAGACACAGUCCUCACAACAGCUAUUAAAUACAGGAAAACCCAUCUGACACAAUAAACAAUCUGGCAAACACACCUCCAAAUCAACAUUAAUAGUUUAAUAUUGGGCUUCACCUGAGCCUGAGUUGUUUACCAGUACCCCUCAGGGUACCUCGCCUAUCCACAGGAGGUACUUAGGAAGAGUCAUAAGAACAUAGACCUAAUGAUUGGUUGCAGAUGAGGGGGCACAAGAUGGAGUACUUUGGGCAGAGUGAAAUGUGAUUGGGGGUACAGUAAAUAAAAACAAAUGUUGAGACCAACUCAACUCAAAUCAAAUUGUAUUUGUCACAUGCGCCGAAUACAACAGGUGUAGACCUUACAGUGAAAUGCUUACUUACAAGCCCUUAACCAACAAUGCAGUUUUAAGAAAGAAUACCAAAAAAAAUACACACAAAAACACAAAAAAAAGAAAAAAACAAUAAAUUAACAAAUACAAAAAAUAACAAAAAUACUAAAAAAAGAGAAAUGUAAAAUAAUACGAAAUAAAAGUAACAAAUAAUUAAAGAGCAGCAGUAAAAAUAACAAACAAAACUGGUUUAUAAUAUAAAAUCAUUUGGUGGGUCCUUAUAUUUGUCCUAUUUCACACAUGUAAAAGUGUGUAUUAUACGCAUGAGUGAAUUGGAGAUGUGUUUUUUGCAUAUCCCAACUCCCCAUGAGACACCCUCGGAGAGUAGGGUCACGGCCAGGGUCACCAUUGUCCAGCGCCCCUGGCGCAAUUAGGGUUAAGUGCCUUGCUCAACGACCGAUUUUUCACCUUGUCGGCUCAGGGAUUCAAACUAGCAACCUUUCAUUUACUGUCUCAAUGCUCUAAUCACUAGGCUACCUGCACCCUAGUCUGUUUCCACUGAAACAUUUGCUGAUGGAAGUAAAGAUCCUGCAACGUUAUCAUGUUUAUGCCAUGAGGAUCACAUAGCCUACACAGUAUGAUAAUCCACACACCGCAACUGCAGAACUGAACAGACAUGAUAAUUGCAUGUCAUGACUUUUAUAACUGGUCACUCUCUAUAUUACUUUAUCAGUAUGGUAAAUGUAUACCGUAGCCCAAGGUGUUGGCUAAUACAGUUAUAUCUAGUGUAGUAUGCAGUACAUCCUGUACUGUUUCUCUCUGGGACAUACAUAGCACCCCAAGGGUCUGGUGACUGCACGCAUGUGGAUCUGGUUUUGAAAAGCCUCUUGGUGCUUCCAUCCUAGGGGCAUUUUUCAGUAAGCUUUUGUCUGUCUCUCCCAAGAGGCUAUAUUUCUAUCCCUCGAUUUAUUUUGCUUAAAUUCUAACUCUCUCGACACUGAUGUUUCUCAGUCUCUCUCACCCUCUCUGUCUCCUUUGGAUGCAAUGUGUAAGUAAACAGUAGAGAGUUGAGAUGUAAACUACUCUAUAAACAAUCUAUAAAAGUGACAUGACAAGCUGUGUUCUGUUUGGAGCUGGAUAAACCAACAAAAACUAGUUCUGCUGUGAGAUCAUCAUACUGUUCUAUUCUGUCCAUUUUCAGAGAAAAUACUGCCACUCCAUUGAUGUAAGAUGGAGAUAAUGGUAUCACUAUUAGUUCAAACUUUUCACAUAUGCUGCAGACAGAUUUUCUGGGCAAGUUCUCCUCUGUAGAAAGCAUUACUAUCCAAGACUGAGCCAGUAUAAAUGACUUGGUAAUGUUUCUUAGUGCUUGUAAAAUAACCAUUAGGUGAAGUGUUUUGCGCUCAUGUUCAAUUUCCUCUCAUACAUAACAAUGUUAUUGUCUUCUACAACAAUUACAUAAAAAGGGUGACAGAGUUUUGGAUUGUGUUCAUUUGUUUUUAGGGGUUCCAGACUCUUUUCAAUGUUCUCUACACACAUUUUAAUGCUCUUUGGGACAACUUUCUUUAAACUAAUCUAAAUUAUAAUUAAAUGUACAGAGAUGGAUAGCCAUAGAUAUGGCUUAAUCAGGGGUUUACAAGAUUAAGUUGUUUUUAGUAGCCUUACAUUGGUUUAUGUAACAAUUGCACAAAUGAAAUAAAAAAAAGAUCAGAUUAACCUAUAGCAAUCUACUCAAUGCAUCACACAUAGAUUAUAAUAAUGAUUUUUUUAAAAUAUGUAUAAAUAUUACGUUCAUAAAAAGAGGUGUGUCUCCUCUUCUAGCUUUAGAGCAAUGCAGGCUAUGCACAAAACGCAAUUUAGAAACUCUUCAUUCAACACGUGUAAUAAAAAGUAUUUACCGGAGAAGUGCCACAUUAUUCUACAGCUUCAGUAUCCACCGGUCUCUGCGCAUGUCUGAAUAAAUGCUACAGACAAAUCUCCUUCACCCACUCAACUUUACAACAUUUUUUCUUCUUUUCAGGAAGAUCUUUCCAAUGUGCUCUCUUGUUCCAUGGAAGCUCGCGGGGCAUGCCUUGUGUAGCAAAUACUGAGAUGGUAUACAUCAUACACGCAUGUUUUAAAUAGCCUAUUUACAUGUUUGCUUUUGUAAAGAAAGUAUUGGCCACAAAAUCGUAAUAGGCUAAAUGAGGAACACUUUGGAGCAGAGUUAUAUUACAAUUUAUCAAUAAAAGUAUACACCCAACUAGAUUAUGAUCAAUAUUUUUUAAAAUAGUAUCAAAAUACAGUCAUAAAAAAGGGGUGUGUCUCCUCUUCUAGCUUUAGAACAAUGCAGGCUAUGCACAACAACGCACACUUUCUAAGCAAAACUCUUCAUUCAACAACGUGUAAUAAAAUAAAGUAAUUUACCGGGAGAAAGUGCCACAAUUAUUCUCACAGCUUCAGUAUCCACCGGUCUCUGCGCAUGGUCUUGAAUAAAUGCUACAGACAGAAUCUCCUUCACCCACUCAACUUUACAACAUUUUUUUCUUCUUCUUCAGGAAGAUCUUUCCAGAUGUGCCUACUCUUGUUCACCCAUGGAAAGCUCCGCGGGGGCCACAUGCCUUUGGUUUGUAGAUAA